AUGACUGCUACUACAACCGUCAGUUUGGAAGAACACCCCAAAUACGUCAUCUUGGACGAGUCCAAGUGGACUCUCAAGGCCGAAAGCACCCACAAGGGCCCCUCUCCAUGGGCUACUACUCCCAACGAGGGUGCGUCUGUUCAGAGAACUGAGGCUCCAUUGAAACCAUCCGGGGCACUUGACCAGUACAAGUACACCGAUUUGACCCCUGUCAUUGGAAGAGAGUAUCACGAUAUUCAGUUAGCAGAGAUUCUUGACGAUGAUGACAAGAUCCGCGAUCUCGCCAUUAAUAUUGCUUACCGAGGCGUGGCCUUCUUCCGGGGCCAGAAAAUCACUGUAGAGCAACAGAAGGUUCUUGCUCAAAAGCUCACCAGUCUCACUUUCCAACCCAAGACCUCGUCUCUCCACAUCCAUCCCAUCACCCCUGGAGGAGGUUUCUUGAGACCAGACGGGUCCAUCGACCCCGAGGUCACACUCAUCUCUUCCGAGUAUGGCAAGAAAGUCUACCACAAAGACUACAAAGAAAACAAAGCGCUUGCGAGCAAGGGGAUCCACCAGGACUUUGCCUUUGAGACCAUUCCCAGCGCAUUCUCCAUUCUGAAAAUCAUCGAGCCUCUUGAAACUGGUGGUGACACCCUAUGGUGGUCAGGUGCCGGUUUGUACGACAAGCUCUCAGACCCUUUUAAAAGAUACCUCGAAACACUUACCGGAACCUUCUCCGGAAACCAAAUCGGCACGUGGCAAGAGAAGUUCAAGCUGUUCAACGGACCCAGGUAA
Molecule: messenger RNA, 777 nt
Organism: Sugiyamaella lignohabitans
Lineage: Eukaryota; Fungi; Ascomycota; Dipodascomycetes; Dipodascales; Trichomonascaceae
Exons: 1
Coding region: 1-777 (258 amino acids)
Cellular component (GO): cytoplasm
Molecular function (GO): 2-oxoglutarate-dependent dioxygenase activity
Source: RefSeq, a predicted model, not a curated record